Molecule: messenger RNA, 1464 nt
Organism: Lithohypha guttulata
Lineage: Eukaryota; Fungi; Ascomycota; Eurotiomycetes; Chaetothyriales; Trichomeriaceae
Exons: 1
Coding region: 1-1464 (487 amino acids)
Biological process (GO): sodium ion export across plasma membrane; regulation of membrane potential; intracellular potassium ion homeostasis
Cellular component (GO): plasma membrane
Molecular function (GO): sodium:proton antiporter activity
Source: RefSeq, a predicted model, not a curated record
AUGGGUUCAAUACCCGACCUCGAGCCAUCCGGGACUCACCUAACCUACCUCGUUCUAUCAUUCUUUUUGAUCCUAUAUGCAUUAUUCUCGGAACUCAUACGCAACAGAUUACAUCUUUCGGAACCCCCGUUGGCAACGUUGUCGGGAAUAGCAUUCGGACCUCUUGCCGUUGAUAUUUUCGGAUCAGCAGAAUGGCGGUUUCAAGACAAUAUCACGCAGGAGAUGGCGAGAGUCAUUACUGGCGUGCAGGUGUUUGCUGUUGGCCUUGACUUACCUAGUGCGUAUGUCAAGAAACACUGGAAGGGAAUUGCCGUGCUACUAGGACCGAACAUGAUCUUCGGAUGGUGUGUGUCAGCUGUCAUUUUGAAGCUUGUUCUCAGUUUACAAUGGACUACCGCAUUCAUCAUCGCCGCUACACUCACGCCUACGGAUCCUGUCUUGUCAGCUAGCGUGUUGGGAGAAGCAAAAUUCUCAAUGAGGGUGCCGAAACGGCUGCGGCACAUUCUUGCUGCCGAAUCUGGUUGCAACGAUGGAACAGCUUUUCCUUUCCUCUACGCCGCGGUACUCUUUGUCACGCAAAAGACCUGGGCAGACUGGUCCAAACAAUUUUUCCUGGACGUUAUACUAUGGCAAUGCACGUUAGGCAUCGUCCUCGGAGCCACAAUUGGUGUCGUUGCAAACAGGUCACUUCGCUACAGUGAGAGUCAAGGAUACACGCAAGAAUCAACAUUGUUCGUCUUCUACUUCCUGCUUGCAAUCUUCUCUGUGGGAGUAGGAAGCACUUUUGGCCUCGAUGACUUCCUCGUCGCGUUCUCCUCAGGUACUGCCUUCUGUUGGGACGGAUGGUUUCACGAGAAGACGCAGCGCAUGAAGCUACCCAGCAUCAUUGAUCUUCUGCUCAACUCAUCUAUGUUCGUUUACUUCGGUACAAUCAUUCCCUGGACUAAGUACGUUGACAAUCUGAACGGAUGGCGUCUCUUAGCUUGCACUGUCCUGAUACUGCUAUUCAGACGAAUACCUUCUAUACUGGCACUGAAGAGAAUUCUGCCAGAAACAAAGACAUGGAGCGAGGCCUUUUUCGCAGGCCACUUCGGCCCCAUGGGUGUGGGAGCAAUGUUCUUAGCAAUGGAAGCUCGUGGUCAACUCGAGAAUGACAGUUCGACUCCCGAUCCACAUCCUCCGACGAGUGGUCCACAUCUUGAAGCCAUACAGGCUCUCUGGCCGGUCGUCAGUUUCAUCGUGCUUGGGUCAAUUAUGGUACAUGGAUUCUCAGCUGCAGCCAUGAGCGUCUGGGGUCAUUUGAGUCGUCAUCCGAAACGCAGAGCAUCAGUUCCUGGAGGAGAAGAUGAGAGAUUGGGUGGUAUGGCAGACGAUGAAAGUCUGAUGGACGAAGAGGAAUUCAACGACAGCUCGUCUGGAGAGGAAGAAGCUGUUCAGGGUAAUGGUCACAUCCGCGUGGGAUGA